AUGGAUGACAUUAUUGUUUAUGGCAUUACCAAGGACGAGCGUGAUGAGAGAAUGGCUCAAGUUUUGGAGAUGAUAAGAGCUGCUGGAUUAAAGUUGAAUGAAAGCAAGUGCCUUCUGGGCCAGACAGAACUCACCUAUUUGGGACCCCACAUAGAUGAACAUGGGGAGGAGUACGUGACACUGGGAGCUGACUCCCAUUGGUCAGGCAUUCUCCUGGGGCUGGGGCUGGAGCAGGCCCACGGCCUGCAUGCAGACACCCGCCCAGUCCGUCUCUCGAAGCUGCGGACGAAUCGCGGAGGCUUGGGUUUCACACGUACUCCCCCCACCGGGUGUUUUAAGAGGCCCCCAGCUUUGCCAGACUCCUCUUCAGAGGAUGAGCAAGAUAAGGAGCUGGGGGCCAUCAGGGCGCUUAUCGCUCGCCUGGAAGCGUUGGAGGAGGAACGGGCAGCGCCAAGAGGGGACGAUGGGGGAGUUGGCCCAUCUGGGGUGCCCGUGCAAAUACAGAGGGUAUCCAGGGCUGCGAUGCGAGCUAAAUUAAUGCAGGGCUUUGCUGAUCGCCUAGCAGCGCUCGAGGCUAAUGCAUUGCCAUCACCCAGUCCGAGAGGACAUCACCCACGCCUGGAGGCAGCACAGAGGAACCUGACGGGCGAGGGUCUGGAUCAGAUCCCCAUGGCUACCAUUUUUCUACCAUCUUGAACAAGAAAAUGGUAGGACAAGGAGGAGAGGAAAGUGAUGUAACUACUCUCCAAAGUUUGGG
Messenger RNA from Hemicordylus capensis (graceful crag lizard), 757 nucleotides. RefSeq lists its product as uncharacterized. Lineage: Eukaryota; Metazoa; Chordata; Lepidosauria; Squamata; Cordylidae. The transcript is spliced from 4 exons. The coding region runs from base 1 to 696 and encodes 231 amino acids. The record is from RefSeq and is a predicted model, not a curated record.